This is a messenger RNA of Manihot esculenta (cassava), 2265 nucleotides long. Its product is annotated as zinc-finger homeodomain protein 4. NCBI's taxonomy places the organism in Eukaryota, Viridiplantae, Streptophyta, Magnoliopsida, Malpighiales, Euphorbiaceae. Gene Ontology annotation, molecular function: DNA-binding transcription factor activity; transcription cis-regulatory region binding. Gene Ontology annotation, cellular component: nucleus. The transcript has a single exon. Gene Ontology annotation, biological process: regulation of DNA-templated transcription; regulation of developmental process. The coding region runs from base 1173 to 2069 and encodes 298 amino acids. The record is from RefSeq and is a predicted model, not a curated record.
CUGACACAAAGCUUCCUCGUGGCGUAAACUCUUGAUGGCUGAUAGUGCAAGCAAAGCAAAGGAAGCACCCCACCUUUAAUCUCCUUCUUCUAAAACUCACUGAAUUACUCUUUGUCUGUAAAAAAAAGGGAAAAAAACUUUUUCUUUUUCCUUCUCUCUCUUUUGGACCUCAACCCUACUAUAAGCUCCUUGUUUAGUGCAAUUGCUUAUAUUCACUACUCAAAUCCUUCUGCAAAUCUCUCUCUCCUCUCUUCUCCUUCGUCACCCAGUACUUAGUUUUUUUCUUUUACUCUAAAUUCUCUAUUCUUUCUCUUCUUCUUUGCACAUAACACUUGUGUGCUCCCUCAAGACUCAGCAUAUAAGGUGUUCAAGUUCAAGAUUAUUAUAUAUCAAAGAGAAGUUCAUGUGGGUGAUUUCUCGAUCUUAUCUUUGUUGUCUUUAAGCCCCCAUUUCUAUUACUUGAGAGAAAAAAGAAAUAAAAGAAGGGAUUUGUUGUUAGUCUUCCUCCUUCAUCUAUCAUUUUCUUUUAGGGAGUUGUUGAGUGUUGACUCUCUUUCUCACUCUCACUUUCAAGAAAGAAAAUAGAGAUGGAAAUAUGUGGAGAGAGAAAGCUAUUCUUUUGCUUAUAUUGGUCUGCUCCCAUUGCCGGCUUCUGUCUACAGUGUUACUGAAUUUGCUGCUCCUUUCUCUUUUUUUUUUUUUUUUUUUUUGUUCCUUCCAAGUUGACAUUUCAAGUAGAAAAUAUAUGAGAUGGACAUCGUAGGAAGUUGAUUACCCUUUUGUUUGCUUUCGAGCUUUUGAUCGAAAGGAUUGGCCCUUGUGUCACCCAUUACUAUUCCCUCUCUCUCUCUCUGCAAGUGGGUUUCCUUAAUUAUUUAAUUGUUUUGAACUCUCAAAUCUUUCUUUAAGGGCUUGGAAGAUAGCUAUACUCAAGAAUUAUCCAUAGGUUUGUAGUACUGUGUUUUUGCUGUUGCUGCUUCUGAAAGAGUGGACAAUUGACCCCUCAAAAGAGAAAAAAAAAUUAGGAAGUUAGGAUUAUAAGAAAGAAAGACACUUUUAAUUUUAAUAAUUUAGAUCUUCUAAUUCUCCUCUUGUCUUCUUCUCUCUUUUUGGUCUACAAACAAACAAGCAAGACAUAAAACAAAUAAUAGACUAAGAGAAGAGAGAAGGAAAUGGAACUUUCAAGUCAUGAGGCCGGGGAGAUCCCCAUUCCAAUAAGCAGUAGUUAUGGUGGGGGACAUGGACAUGGACAUGGGCAUGGGCAUGGGCAUAUGAUCCAUCAUGAUCAUCAUUCACCCCACAACCACAUCAUCUCUUCCUUAGCUCCCCAAAUGCCCUCAAAUAAUGGCCCCUCCUCCAUGCCUUCAGCGGUGGAGGACCACCACCAUGCUCCCUUCAAGAAAAUGGUGAGGUACAGAGAAUGCCUUAAGAACCAUGCAGCUGCUAUGGGAGGCAAUGCAACUGAUGGGUGUGGUGAGUUCAUGCCUAGUGGUGAAGAAGGCACCAUUGAAGCUCUCACAUGCUCAGCUUGCAAUUGCCAUAGAAACUUCCACAGGAAAGAAAUAGAAGGUGAAGCCUCUUCUUGCGAGUUCUACACUAGCAAUCCACAUUUCAGCAGAUUUGGGAGGAAACUCAUUUUAGGCCAUCACAAGAACAUUUUAGCCCCUGAAGCUUUAGGGUAUAAUUUUCCCUCGAGAGCAGCAGCAGCUGCUCCUCACCACCAGAUGAUGCAGCUGUCUUACAACAUGGGUUCACUUCCUUCUGAGUCUGAUGAGCAAGAAGAUGGUGGUGGGAUUAUAAUGGCGAGGCCUGCACAGCUUGUGAAGAAAAGAGUCAGGACAAAGUUUACACAGGAACAGAAGGAGAAAAUGCUCAACUUUGCAGAGAAAGUUGGGUGGAAGAUUCAAAAGCAAGAAGAAGCUGUAGUGCAACAGUUAUGUCAAGAAAUUGGAGUCAAGAGAAGAGUCCUCAAGGUAUGGAUGCACAACAACAAGCAUAAUCUAGCUAAGAAGAACAACCAUUCUUCUCCUCCCAUUACUUCUCCUACUGCUACUGCUACCACUGCUUAAUUAUGAUUAGCUAAAAGAAAUUUUCACCUAGUUUCUUUACAAUAUUUUUCAUAUUAUAUUCUUCUUUUGGUGUCUGUUUCUUUAUAUUUAAAAUAAUAUUUGGUGGUGCAUGUAAUGUUAAUUACUAUAGGAAAACUGGGAUUGUUAGACUUAAUCUCAUUAGUUAAUGGGUGAUUAAUUAUGUUUUUCUCUAUUC